Molecule: messenger RNA, 2506 nt
Organism: Oncorhynchus mykiss (rainbow trout)
Lineage: Eukaryota; Metazoa; Chordata; Actinopteri; Salmoniformes; Salmonidae
Product: serine/threonine-protein phosphatase PP1-beta catalytic subunit
Cellular component (GO): cytoplasm; nucleus
Molecular function (GO): protein serine/threonine phosphatase activity
Source: RefSeq, a predicted model, not a curated record
AGCCUGAGUGAACCAAAAUAAACUACACCGUUUGUACAGUAGUAGACCACGCCCUCUGCUGGUGAGCACGACGUAGUUCUCUCUGCGUAGUAGUUUUUAGUGUUUCAAAGAAAAUGGCGGAAAGCGAGCUCAACGUUGACAGCAUCAUCUCUCGAUUGCUUGAAGUACGAGGAUGUCGUCCAGGGAAGAUAGUCCAGAUGACGGAGGCGGAGGUGCGGGGGUUGUGCAUCAAGUCCCGGGAGAUCUUCCUCAGUCAGCCCAUUCUACUGGAGCUGGAGGCUCCGCUCAAAAUCUGCGGUGAUAUCCAUGGCCAGUACACAGACCUGCUGCGGCUCUUUGAGUACGGGGGCUUCCCGCCGGAGGCUAACUACCUUUUCCUGGGAGACUACGUGGACCGAGGCAAGCAGUCCCUGGAGACCAUCUGUCUACUGCUGGCCUACAAGAUCAAAUACCCCGAGAACUUCUUCCUACUCAGAGGCAACCACGAGUGUGCUUCCAUCAACCGCAUCUACGGUUUCUAUGAUGAGUGCAAACGCAGAUUCAACAUAAAGCUGUGGAAGACCUUCACAGAUUGCUUCAACUGUCUGCCCAUCGCCGCUAUAAUCGAUGAGAAGAUCUUCUGCUGCCAUGGAGGUCUCUCUCCUGAUCUACAGUCCAUGGAGCAAAUUCGACGCAUCAUGAGGCCAACUGAUGUCCCUGACACAGGACUGCUGUGUGAUCUGCUGUGGUCGGAUCCAGACAAAGACGUGCAGGGAUGGGGGGAAAACGACCGGGGUGUCUCCUUCACCUUUGGGGCUGACGUGGUCAGCAAGUUCCUCAACCGCCACGACCUGGACCUCAUCUGCAGAGCCCACCAGGUUGUUGAGGACGGCUAUGAGUUUUUUGCCAAACGGCAGCUGGUGACGCUGUUCUCGGCUCCCAACUACUGCGGGGAGUUUGAUAACGCUGGGGGCAUGAUGAGCGUUGACGAGUCCCUCAUGUGUUCCUUUCAGAUUUUGAAGCCGUCAGAGAAAAAAGCUAAGUACCAGUAUGGAGGGGUGAACUCGGGACGCCCCGUAACCCCGCCCCGUACUGCCCAAGCCCCCAAGAAGAGGUGAGCGUCUGGCCCCCCUCCCCCCCGUCACGCAUCCUCCUCGCACCCUUUCCCCUGCUGUCCCCUCCCUCCCAUCUAUAGGAAGCGCUCUAGCCCCCCCUGACCCCCACUCACCUCUUUCAUAUAUGUGUAAAACAUAAAAUCUUUGCUGUGAACUUUUGUUUUUUUAUUCAUAAUGACUUGUGGAUUUUCAAUGCUAUGAAAUGUGUUGCUCAGGUUAAGGUGCAGCAAUACGAUACAAACCUUUUGUGGAAAGGGGCAACACAUUUGGAACGGACGCUUUUCUGCCUUCAAUGAAACAUAGUAAAAAGUAUAGCUUAUUAUUUGAGUGAGGUGGGUUCUUUACCCCCAGCCAACAACGUUAAUUCUUCCAGACCUAUAACGUUUCCAGACCCUUGCAUUUUCCCUGCUAAUGCGUAUGUAACCUUCUCACAAUAUUACUAAUAACAUGUCAUUUUCCUCCCACAUUUUGGCUACAGUAACUGAUUGGAAUGGUUUAGCCUCCUAGUGAGUUUGGAGAAUGUCAUUUUCACCCUGUUGGACUCAAUGUUCUCUUUAUGCGGACACUAAUGAAGUUUUAACAAAAUUACUUUGAAAGUACCCAUACAAAUGCAUAUGAUCAGAACCAUACAAAAUGAUGGUAUAUACACACACGGGGCAUGUAUUGCGUACACAUUCUAUACAGAGAAGUACUAGUACAGUUAAGGUUGUGUGUACUAACUCAAAGGGCUCACAAAUGGGUGUUCCAAAUGCCUGUUGGUUUUGUUAUGGACAUUGUUUUUACUGUAUGCCUGUGAGAAUGCAUAGAUGGUUGUGGCUUGGGAAGUUAAAGGCAAGACAUUCAAGGCACCUGGUUUCAAUUGGUGUUCAGUAGCCUAUUAUUUUUCUCACACACACACGACCAGUUGGCCACAAGACUAUUUCCAUUUUUUAAGUGCUAUUUUCAGCAUUGCCCCUGCAGUUAUUGUAAACAUGAAAUAUUACACAAGGAGGUCAGCUCAUGUUUACCAAGCUAGCAGAGAUGGCACUUUUUACUCGGCAGUGUCAGUUACUUAGACAUUGCUGCCCCCUAGAGGUAGAUUGACCGCCUAAAGAGGUUGAAGACAUCAACAACAAGCAAGGCAUCAGAAUGCAUGAGCCAGUGAGUAUAUCUACUUGGUGGACCCUUUCCUGUAUGCUGAUUCCAAUAUCUGGUUCAGAAUUAUUAUUCUCAUCCAACUAAUGAGCUUACUAAGGAAUAUUUGAAAUAACAUUUUAGUUUGAGUUAGGGCAUAUCUUGCCUUUUGCCUUGUUCUCAUUUAUCGGUCUCUAUUCAAGUUGGAAACUGUCAUUGUUUUUAAACAGUUUUGAGAUUUGUACAAGUUUGUUUCAGAAUCUUUGAAUGGAAUAAAUGGAACAGUGCUGUUGACCCUG